Molecule: messenger RNA, 3172 nt
Organism: Coccidioides immitis RS
Lineage: Eukaryota; Fungi; Ascomycota; Eurotiomycetes; Onygenales; Onygenaceae
Product: translation initiation factor IF-2
Exons: 3
Coding region: 51-3092 (1013 amino acids)
Biological process (GO): translational initiation
Molecular function (GO): GTPase activity; translation initiation factor activity; GTP binding
Source: RefSeq, a predicted model, not a curated record
GGUUUUCGAGCAGCUCAGAUCCAAUGUAGGGCUUGUCCGACUCUGUCAGUAUGCGGAGGUCUGCUUUGAAGGCGCUACCAUGCAAUUGUUGCCGUCUUCGAUCCCAUGCCCGCUCAGCUGCGUGGAUCCCAAGCAGUCUGUACUUCCGACCACAAACUAGACAGUUUAGCUCCGCUGUCGCUCUUUUAAAUGGAGACAAUAAUGGCGUGACCAGUCCCGCAGCCGCUGGUGCAACGCCGGCGAGCGCAGUGUCACCGAAACCCACGAGUCCCAAAUUUGGCUUCGGGGGUGGAUGGGGGAAACCUACCUUUCGGUCUGGAAGCCAGCUCACGGUUGAUGAGAUGAAUCAAAGAGAGCGAGUUCUUGCUCAGCGCAAGCUGGAAACUGCGCGGAUUCCUCCCAAACCUGCCGAGAACUGGGGUAAACAGACGAACCAAGCACAUGUCAAGCAAUCUACCCAAACAACGCCCAAUGCCAACCGUUUUAGAAUUAUAUGGGGAGGCUCUAAACGUGAACGUGAUUCACCUUUGGCAACUACGGAUAGCCCACCGCGAACGGACGGUUUUGGGCGCGAAAGGAGACCUCCAGAAGAAUCCAAGCCUGCGACUGAUUCCGGCCGUGCUUAUAACAGACCUGGCUCUAAUACGGGAUUCGUAUCGUUUAUGCCUCAGCGGGGCACAGGAGACUCUAUUGGCGUCCAUAAGGGCCCUGCAACGGGAUCGUCUGAGCGAACCGCAUCGAAAUCGAGCUCUGUUGCUGAACGUGAAGCGAGAUUUCGGGACAACGGAAGUGAUACAUGGGGAUUUACUAGGUUUCGAAAGAUUCUCCCCGAACCUUCGGAUAUGCCCACCCCUGGGGAGACGGGACCACAGGUGCCACGUCGUGAAGCGCCUCCGCCCUCUAAGCAGCAAGACGUAGCCAUCUCGUCGCCACACAAUCAAGAUUUGAGUUCCUCUGCAGAAAAACGCCAGAUAUCAGGGGUUGAAACCGAUAUACCGAGUGCCGUACAAAUUGGUGCUGCCGAAGGAGCCUCGCGCGCUCCUAGGCAGCAGAAAAAGAAGGACAGAUGGAAGUCAACAAAAGAGCUUGAGGCUAAGGAACAAGAGUUUUUUGCUACUUCUCGCCGGUUUGGUUAUGAUUUGGAUGAAGAGUUUGAUGUUGAGGAUGACGGUGGUGCAGGACGGGCCCGCCGUCGGCGGAAGGAGCGUAAGAAAGAGAAGGAAGCACAGCGGCGCGCACAAAAGGAUAACAACACUCCUACCCCUAUAUAUCUCCCAGAAUUCAUAAGCGUUGCCAACCUUGCCAAUGCAUUGUCAGUGCGACCUUCGACGUUCUUGGAAUCGUUGCAAGAGCUUGGUUUUGAGGAAGCGACUUUCGAUCACGUCCUUGAUGCCGAAACAGCCGGUCUUAUUGCUGCUGAAUACAACUAUGAACCUAUAUUUGAGACUAAUGACAAUGAUUUGGUGGCUCAGCCCAUUCCAGAGGACACGUCGCAUUGGCCGUCACGACCUCCCGUUGUUACGAUCAUGGGACACGUUGAUCAUGGCAAGACUACAAUUUUGGACUGGCUGCGAAAAUCUUCUGUUGCAGCGUCAGAGCAUGGAGGAAUUACCCAGCAUAUCGGCGCAUUCUCUGUGAUGAUGCCUUCAGGCAAGCAGAUCACUUUCUUAGACACCCCAGGUCACGCAGCCUUCCUUGAAAUGCGAAAACGUGGUGCAGAUGUUACCGAUAUCGUUAUCCUUGUUGUCGCCGCAGACGAUAGCGUCAAGCCUCAAACCAUCGAAGCUAUCAAGCAUGCUAAACAAGCAAAUGUCCCAAUGAUCGUGGCAAUAAAUAAAGUUGACAAGGACAAUGUCAAUAUCGAAAGAGUGAAACAAGACCUUGCUCGACACAAUGUGAGCGUUGAAGACUAUGGUGGAGAUGUACAAGCCGUGUGUGUUAGUGGCAAAACAGGACAAGGCAUGCUGGAAUUGGAAGAAGCAGCAGUAACGCUGUCCGAAAUGCUUGAUCUUCGAGCUGACCAUGAAAACAAUGUUGAAGGUUGGGUUAUCGAGGCAACUACCAAGCCGGGAGGAAGGGUGGCCACGGUACUAGUCCGGCGAGGCACUCUCAGACCUGGCGAUGUCAUUGUUGCUGGAACUGCAUGGGCUCGAAUCCGUACCUUAAAGAAUGAAGCUGGUGUAGAAGUCAAGGAUGCCCCGCCAGGAACCCCCGUCGAGGUAGAUGGCUGGAGAGAACAACCACUGGCUGGGAAUGAAGUUCUUCAAGCUACAAGUGAGCAAAUAGCAAAGGAUGUUGUCCAGCUAAGACUUGAGAAGGAAGAAAAUAAACAGCUGAGUGGCGAUAUGGAAGCCAUCAACGAAGCCCGCCGCGAACGCCGUCAACGAGCAGCGGGGGCAUCGCAAGAAGAAUCGAGUGACGAACUUGCGGGGGUCUCAGAUGAUAGUGCGACAUCUGGUUCAAAGGGUAUCCCUUUCAUCAUUAAAUCUGAUGUCUCGGGUUCUGCUGAAGCUAUAGUCAAUUCUGUCUCCGCCAUUGGAAAUAACGAGGUCUACGCCAAUGUCCUGCGUUCUACCGUUGGCCAAGUAUCAGAGUUUGAUAUUGAGCAUGCCGCUGCUGCAAACGCACACAUUAUAUCAUUCAAUCAAGUCGUUGAUCCACAACAAUCUCGGCUUGCAGAAUCCAAAGGCGUCAAGAUUCUGGAUCAUAGAGUCAUAUACGAGUUGAUUGAUGACGUUAAGGCGAAACUGAGCGAACAUUUACCUCCCAACCUAGUACAGCGUGUAUCUGGAGAAGCAGAAAUUGGCCAGAUUUUUGAGAUUACGCUUAAGGGACGACUAAAAACCUCGAUCGCGGGAUGCAAGGUAAAAAAUGGUGUGAUUACACGUGCACACAAGAUCCGAGUAUUCCGGGGCAAAAAUAAGGAUGUUGUUUAUGAUGGAACUAUCUCGUCUCUUAAAAAUGUAAAGAAGGAUGUGACCGAAAUGCGGAAGGGCACAGAGUGCGGUAUGGCAUUUGAGAACUGGACCGAAUUCCAAGUGGGCGAUCAAGUCCAGACAUACGAGGAGAUACGUGAGAAGAGACAUCUUUGAUCAACUCCUAUCUCAGCAAUGCAUAGAAGGGCUAGACAAAACGUUUGGAUACAAUGCAUGGUAGCAUUAUCCUCCCCGGU